This is a messenger RNA of Thalassophryne amazonica, 4210 nucleotides long. It is a transcript of the gene lgr6, whose product is annotated as leucine-rich repeat-containing G-protein coupled receptor 6. Lineage: Eukaryota; Metazoa; Chordata; Actinopteri; Batrachoidiformes; Batrachoididae. The record is from RefSeq and is a predicted model, not a curated record. Gene Ontology annotation, cellular component: membrane. Gene Ontology annotation, molecular function: protein binding; protein-hormone receptor activity. Bases 305 to 3196 code for a protein of 963 amino acids. Gene Ontology annotation, biological process: G protein-coupled receptor signaling pathway. The transcript is spliced from 18 exons.
AGAGACAGAGGGCUUGUAUGAGACGAGAGAGAGAGAGCGAGACAGAGAGAGAGAGGGAGCAGAGAAAGAAGCCGCAAGGAAGUUAGAGCAGACUUAAUGCCUAGUAAUUAAAUGGGGACAGGCGGACAGAGGGACUGAAGCAAAACAGAGAAGGACAGAGAGAUGCUGCAGUGAGACGUGUCAGGGACAACCUGUUCUGAAGACAUCUAACCAAUCAGAGACCGUUCUCAUUUGGCAACUACCAGAGAGCAUAGCGGGGCCAGAACGCACACAGGUGGAACUGCAGACAGGUGGACACUCAGACAUGCUGCCUGUGUUUCUGAUUCUUUGCGUGGCUGGAAACGUUUGGGGGGCCGGCCCUGGAGUGCGGCGGUACGGACGGAUCCAGGAAAGGUUGGGUCCAGCCACGCUGCUGUGCCCCUCUUUGUGCCACUGUGAGGAAGAUGGGAUGGAAGUCAUGGUGGACUGCUCAGAGUCGGGACUAUCAUCAGUGCCAGCCGACCUUAGCCCCCUCACCACAUACCUGGAUCUGAGCAUGAACAACAUCAGUGAGAUCCAACCCGGAGCCUUCCACAAACUGCACCUGCUGUCAGAACUGCGUAUCUCAGGAAAUCAGCUGAGGUAUAUCUCAGGUCACACGUUCCAAGGUCUCCCCCACCUCAAAGUUCUAAUGUUGCAAAACAACCAGCUGGAGAGACUUCCUGAUGAUGCACCGUGGGACCUACCCAACCUAAUGUCGCUACGUCUGGACGCUAACUUGCUGUCGGAGGUUCCUGGUGGAGCCUUUAGAGGGGUUCGCUCUCUGAGACACCUGUGGUUGGACGAUAACUCAUUAACUGAGAUUCCAGUGACAGCCCUGGACUCUCUCCCAUCCCUCCAGGCCAUGACUCUGGCCCUCAAUCAGAUCACGCACAUCCCAGACCGAGCGUUCACCAACCUCUCCGCUCUUGUUGUCCUGCAUCUCCAUAAUAACCACAUCCAGAGCAUGGGUGCGAGAUGUUUUGAAGGUUUACAUAGUCUGGAGACACUGGAUUUAAAUUAUAAUGAUCUGCAGGAGUUCCCUGUGGCAAUCAGGACACUGAGUAAGCUUCAGGAACUGGGCUUCCAUAACAACAAUAUCAAAGCCAUUCCUGAGAGGGCCUUCGUGGGAAACCCUCAUCUCCAAACCAUUCAUUUCUAUGAGAAUCCCAUCCAGUCUGUGGGAAAAUCUGCUUUCCAGUUCUUACCUAAGUUGCACACACUUUCCCUGAACGGAGCAAGCCAGAUACAAGAGUUUCCUGAUCUGAAAGGAACCACCAGCUUAGAAAUUCUGACUCUGACUCGGGCCGGACUCUCGGCUCUGCCUCUCGAUCUGUGUGAGCAGCUGCCUCGCCUCAGAGUGUUGGAGCUCUCUUACAACCAGAUCAAGGAUCUGCCCAGCUUUUACCACUGCUCAGCACUGCAGGAGAUAGGCCUCCAGCACAACCAAAUCAGGAGAAUAGAGUCAAACACCUUCAAGCAGCUGACGUCUCUAAGAGCGCUUGACCUGUGUUGGAAUAUGAUUGACUGGAUCCACCCAGAUGCCUUUGCUUCUCUUCACUCCCUGACAAAACUGGAUCUGACUGAAAACCGUCUUAGCUCAAUGCCAGUUGGAGGUUUGGGGAGCCUGACCCACCUCAAACUGAGGGGCAACACAGAUUUAUACGAAGCCUUCAGUCCGGAACACUUCCCCCGUAUGAGGGUGAUAGAGAUGCCUUAUGCCUACCAGUGCUGUGUGUAUGGUUCAUGUGACCCCUACAAGCCAGGCACUCACUGGGACACAGAGAACAGCGCUGAUGAGGACCUACACAAGAGGACUGUAGCCAUAUACCCAAUCCACGGAGAAUCCCACUAUGAUCCUGACCUGGAGGAGUUCCAGCUAGAAAUAGAAGAAUCCAAACUACAGACCAGUGUCCAAUGCACGCCGACUCCAGGUCCUUUCCGUCCCUGUGACUCCCUCCUGGGCAGCUGGCUGGUUCGGGUGGGCUUGUGGUCCAUCUCCCUGGUGUCUCUUCUGGGGAACUCCCUCCUCCUGCUCUCACUCUUCAGUUCACCCGGUUACCUCUCCCCGCUACGCUUCACUGUGGCAUGCAUGGGUGCGUCCAAUCUGCUUACGGGUGUGUGCACGUGUACCCUCGCCUUCAUAGACGCUCUGACUUUGGGAGAGUUUGGUCAUCAUGGUGCCCGUUGGGAAGGCGGUCCUGGUUGCCAGGCGACGGGAUGGGUCUGGGUGUUUGCUUCCGAGGCGAGCGUGUUGCUGUUGACUCUGGCAGCUGUGCAGUGCGGCGUGAGCGUGACGUGUGCCCGGGCCUAUGGAAAAUCGCCCUCUCUUGGGAGUGUACGGUUGUGUGCACUCUUCUGCCUGACACUUUCCAUCACCUUGGCGUCUCUUCCUCUGGCAGGAGUCGGGGAGUACGGGUCCUCUCCGUUCUGCCUUCCCUCACCACACCCUCCCCCAUCUUCUCGGCUGCCGUCCACCCUGGGCUUCCCUUUGGCGCUCAUUAUGAUGAACACCCUGUGCUUGUUGAUCGUCACAGGUUCAUACAUCCGCCUUUACUGGGAGUUACUCAGGGGAGAGUGUGAGGGCCUAUGGGAUUGUGCCAUGAUCAAACAUGUCGCCUGGCUAAUAUUCACCAAUGGCCUCCUCUAUGUGCCAGUUGCUUUCCUCUCCCUGUGUUCCCUCCUUGGCCUCCUCUACCUUGGAGAAGAAGUGUUGAAAUCAGUCCUCCUACUACUCCAGCCCCUACCUGCAUGCCUCAACCCCCUCCUCUUCCUCCUUUUCACACGAGACCACUCCCAGUUUUUCUUGUGUCCUCGACCCAAAGCACGGCCACAGCUACGCCGGGACCGCACCUUCGAGUCGCUGGUUUCUGUGGAGACGGAGAAGAGCUCCUGUUCAGAAUCAUCAACACAGGGAUCACUAGCUGAUGGCGAAGCUCUGUACAGUGGAGGGUCUUCUUUUCAAACCCACCUGGAUCCAGUCAGAUUUUCCCACUGCUCCUCCACUUCCUCUGUUCCUCUCAUCCCUUGCCAGAUAAGCCCUUCCAAUGCCAAAGACAGGGACAGAGUGACAGAAAACCUAAACAAUGAUGACUGCCUCAAGAGUCAGGGUGCGAUUCAGAACAUGUGCUCGCUAUAUCACUUGCCCGUGACCUCCUCUCUCACCUCUCAUCCGUGAGCUACCAAAGCAAGCUGUCUGAAGAGCUACUAUGGACAUUCAAGGGCCAUCAUCAAGCAGAAUCAAGACUGGAAAAUCAGUCAUUAAGCACCUCAAAAUGAGUCAACAGAGACUGCGGAGCACUAAGAGUCUAAGACAACACAACCAAGCGCCUCUGAAAACAGAGAGCACAACAAAGACUCAUCAUACAAGUUGAUGAAAAGAUGCAUCACAAUAUGGCAAGACUUUUCCAGUAAAGGACAUUUUCUGACACUUUCCAAUAGAAUGCAUUAGUCAUGGACUUGCAUGGCAGUGAAAAAAAAAGAAAGUUAAUAAAUACAUGAAAAUAAAAGCAUCAGACAAAUCAAUGGAUUAGUCGAGGACACAUUAGGCAGAAUCAGUAGUAGUUGGUUUAUUAUUAUUAUUGUCUGUUUUUACCAAAAUUUCUUAAAAUACACAGCAGAUUACAGUUUGGUCACAUCUUAAGUUCCAGUUAUACUUGUUUUUUUUAAUAAACUGUCUGUUUGCAAGGAAUUCUUUAUUAUUAUAAAGGGAUUCAUUAAUGGACAAACCAGGUUAUUUUAACAGAGUAAGCUAACACUUAUCAUUCACAGAAGCAAUUAUCAAACAUGUUUCUGUGGUUGUGUAACAGUCAUCUUUUUUUAAAGUCACCAUUUAUCUGGCAACAAAAUGCAACAGUAAACACCUCACACUUAGGUAAGGUUUACAUGGUUUUGUCUCAAAUGCGCAACUCUGGCACCGGGCAACGAUGGGAUGUACCCAUUAUUCUGCAGACAAUCACAGUAGGCUAGCAACAUGUAUAUACAAUGUAACUACCUCUGACGUAGCAUGAUAUUGACUCACAAACAGCCCUUUCUAUGUUUCUCUUUUAUAUGAUAAACAACAAAUAUAUAAUUUUAUAUAUUAAGAAAUGAAUCCUUAGUUUGUAAAAACUGUUUUAUUAUUUAGGAUGUACAUACUUUGUAUACAAUUGUCAAGCAUAUGUUUUAAUAAAUUUAAUAUCUUUAAAUUCUA